Thunnus maccoyii (southern bluefin tuna) is the source of this 5436-nucleotide messenger RNA. It is a transcript of the gene lmbrd2b, whose product is annotated as LMBR1 domain containing 2b. Gene Ontology annotation, cellular component: membrane. The record is from RefSeq and is a predicted model, not a curated record. Gene Ontology annotation, biological process: adrenergic receptor signaling pathway. The transcript is spliced from 18 exons. Lineage: Eukaryota; Metazoa; Chordata; Actinopteri; Scombriformes; Scombridae. Bases 292 to 2406 code for a protein of 704 amino acids.
GUCUACUGCGCAUGCGCUGAGCCGCUGUCCGCCUGCCUGUGACGUCACCUUCCUCUCCUCUGGCAGAAACCAGGAUGUGAUGAUGUGAUGCUGCUGCUAGCAGCGAGCUAACAGGCUAACAGGAAGCUGCUGACUGUCAUAGUAAACACGGUGGAAUAAAAAACCUCACAGCUGUCUGACGAGUGAAGGAAGAACUUCUCUGUUCUCCCGAAAACUACAGAAACCGAGAAUAAACUACGGUUUUUUGGCGGCGGCUGAGCGCGGCGAGGCGGCAGCGGCAGCGGCGGCGGGAUGAGUGGAGCGGCUCUGGGCAUCGAGAUCGUGGUGGUGUUUUUCCUGGCGCUGUUCCUGCUGCACCGAUAUGGAGACUUCCGGAAGCAGCAGCGCAUGGUGCUGUUCGGCACGCUGCUGGCCUGGUACCUGUGCUUCCUCAUCGUCUUCAUCUUACCUCUGGACGUCAGCACGACCAUCUACAAGCAGUGUAAGAUCGAUCAUAAGGAGGACGUCUCUGUUCCCACCGUCAGCCCCCUGCCGUCCAAUCACAGCGCAGUAAACACGUCUGUCACGCCCACCAAAAGUGCUCCGAAGCCGUGCUACAAGCCGUGGAGCUACAUCCCAGACGGCAUCAUGCCGGUGUUCUGGAGGGUCGUCUACUGGACGUCUCAGUGUCUCACGUGGCUGCUGCUGCCCUUCAUGCAGUCCUACGCUCGCUCCGGAGGCUUCUCCAUCACGGGGAAGAUUAAAACGGCUCUGAUAGAGAACGCCAUUUAUUACGGGACCUACCUGCUGAUCUUCGGCUCGCUGCUCAUAUACGUGGCCGUUCACCCCGAGUGGCACCUGUCCUGGUACGAGCUGCAGACCAUCGGCAUCACGGCGGCGAACACCUGGGGUCUGUUCCUGCUGGUGCUGCUGCUCGGCUACGGUUUGGUGGAAAUCCCUCGCUCCUACUGGAACGCCUCGCGACACGGACACUUGCUCAUCAAGACGUACUUCAAGGCGUCCAAGCUGAUGACGGAGAAGGCCGACGCAGAGGAGAACCUGGAGGACGUCAUGGAGGAGGUCAGAAAAGUCAGUGAAUCCAUCAAGUAUAACCAUCCGCUGAGGAAGUACAUCGACACCAUCCUCAGGAAGUGUCCGCUGGACUACCAGGAGAAGAUGGGCAGGAAUAUGGACGACUACGAGGACUUUGAUGACAAACAGAACACCUACCCCAGCGAGAAGAGUCUGGUGAAGCUUCAUAAACAGGUGAUCUACGCGGUGCAGAGACACAACAGGACGCGUGUGCAGUGGCAGAUCCUCCUGCAGCAGGCCAUCCAUCUGGAGGACGUGGCCAAGAACGAGACCAGUUCAACCCACCAGUUUGUCCACAGCUUCCCGUCCUCCGAGCCAGCCGGCUGGUUCAGCAGAUACGUUUACACGCCGACUGUAGAGUGGUACUGGGAGUGUCUCCUGAAGCGCUGGUUCUACCGGCUGCUGUCGGUGGUCCUGACCCUGUUCAGCGUGGCGGUGGUCUGGUCUGAGUGCACCUUCUUCAGCACCCGGCCCGUCCUCUCCCUGUUCGCCGUCUUCAUCCAGCUGGCUGAAAGAGAUUAUAACUACCUGUACAUCGAGAUGGCGUGCUUCAUCACCAUCUUCUUCCUGUGCACCUGCGUUUACUCCACCGUGUUCCGCAUCCGGGUUUUCAACUACUACUACCUGGCCUCCCAUCACCAGACCGACGCUUACAGCCUCCAGUUCAGCGGCAUGUUGUUCUGUCGUCUGACGCCUCCUCUGUGUCUGAACUUCCUGGGUUUGAUCCACAUGGACUCUGCAAUCUCCCACCAGGAGAAGGAGCAGACAGCCUACACCUCCAUCAUGGGAUCGAUGCGAGUCCUCUCCUUCAUCGCUAACGGCUUCUACAUCUACUACCCCAUGCUGAUCGUCAUCCUCUGCAUCGCCACCUACUUCAGCCUGGGGACGCGCUGCCUCAACCUGCUGGGCUUCCAGCAGUUCGUAGGCGACAGUGAGAUGACGUCCGACCUGAUCGACGAGGGCAAAGAGCUGAUCAGACGAGAGAAGAGAAAACGCCAAAGGAUCGAAGACGGAGAGAACAGACGGAGAGAGUGGAAGGAGCGUUAUGGAAACCAGCGGGAGGAUUACGCUGCCAGGAACAGGAGCAGUCAUGAGAUGAAGGAGACCAGCUACUCAGACACCGUCAACCCCAACAACAGCAGACAGGCUAAAUAUUCCCGGACGGGGAGUCGAGCAGAGAGGGACUGCGUCGAGCUGCUGCAGGACGCCGAACCUUUAGACUUCAACGCUGACUCUCUGACAGACGACCCGCUGGACUCAGAGUCUGGCAGGCACACGGUGGGACGAUAUCUGUCCAUGUCGUCGUCUCGCAGUCGGAUAUUUGACGACGUUUAACGGAGGGGGAGCCGUGAACCGGAACGUACAUCACUGUCUACACCUCCACCUGCAGGGAGAGGAGCUGCAGUCACCUGACUGAAUGUACCACAUGACCUCCACCACCGCAGCAGCAGCAGCAGCAGCAGAAGCAGCAGCAGGAGGAUGCAUGCUAGUCUGAAAUAACAUCACGCGUGUGGCUGAAGUUCUGCAUCCUGGAACUGUUUUCAUAAAGUCUUUGCAUCAGGUUGUUCAUGUCCAGCUUGGCUGCAGGUAAAUGAAGGAAUAUUCUGAUCUGAAUGCCAGAAGCCAGACGCGCUGCGCUGAUCACGUGAGCUGCAUGUCGUCUCUCUGCGGCCGCCGCAUGUUCCACACGUCACUUUAAAGGAGCUCAGUGGAAGGCUGUUAUAUUUAUAUUUUCUAUUCUUUUUGGGAUUUAUUAUGUAACGGUUUCAUCAGGCUGUUUGUUCAAAAUGUCCAAAACUACUUUAACUUUAAUCAUUUAUAAAAUAUAUUGAUUGAUUACGCAGCUCUCACAUGGAAGCAAAUAAUAGUCGCAAUAAUUUAAAUAUUAUAAACAACUGAAUACAAUCAUUUAAAUUCAUUUAACCGCCACUGAAUGUUUAUUUAUAGCAGUGAGAUAUUGAACUCUGAGUUUAUCUGCUUUGAUUUGAAACUUCCAGAAACUAAUUUAAGUCGUGAAACUUCAAAAACUCGAUUUUAAGUCACAAAUUCAAAUAGAAAACGUGUUUCGAUCACAUUUAACCGUCAUUUUUCAGAUCUACAAGUACAAGUCAAGUCAAAAAAACAUCAUGUUAUUUAUUUAUUUAUUUAUUUCUUCUUUAUUUAUUGGGGGGAAGGUUCCCUGAAGCUGCUCAGUUUGGGUUUCAGUGGAGGAAAUUCAUCUCGCAGCAUAAAAACACAAACAAAAUCAAAACACAAGACGAUAAAAAGACACAUCAUGAUGAAUAAAGUGCUGAGGUGUGAGAAUCAUUUGUUAGAAUUAAGAUCACUUAUUGCUGCUCUUUCACUUUCCAAACACUCGUUUAUCCUCCAGCUGAACAGAAACUACAAAUAGAGUCGCUGAAAUUUAGGGGAAAAAAAUGAAAAUAGAUACUUUGUCCUCUGUUUGCAUCAUGUGACUGACAGAAUGUAACCUGAUAGGACGUCGCUGUGGUCAGACCUGUAAACACAGUGCGAGGUGAGACGUUCGACCGCCGCAGGUCAGAAGAAAACAAGAUUUUCCAGGUUUCAGAUCAGAUUUCAGACGGUCUGAGUGCUUUUUAAAGUCUCCGCCGGUAAUAAAACCUGUUUUUCUGGACUGUGAUGUUCUCGUCUCUCAGCAGAAGGAUGUUAAAUAUGUGCAGGUUCAUCUGCUGAAGGAGGAAAAACACACAAGUGUACAAACUUGCACGUAUUAAUAGAUUCUGAACUGUUAAACUCAGCUGAUCAAUGAAAGCAGAUCUUUAAAUUUCAACAUGAAGCAUUCAGUGGUGAUUAAAUUUGAGGUAUUUGGUUGUUUAUAGAUUCUGAUCAUUAUUAUUUGCUUCCAUUCUCACCAGUGUAAUCUGGAUUUGGUGGUUGUACAGAAACUUCUUUCAAUCUGAUUAUGACUGUAAAUUUAUAAAUCAACUAUGUGAACUUUGUUACCUGAUUGUUGAAACUCUUCCUCUACGUGGUAUUUAAAGAUGAAAUGGUUCUAAAAAAUAUCUUUAUCAUCUUGAAGUGAAAACAGCAGAUGUUUCCUUUUCCCAUCCGUGGUGUAAAGAUACAGAGAAGUGACCUUUAAAGGACCAUUCCAGUGUUUUCUGUGUUUAAAUCUGCUUUACUUCCCUCCUUUAUUUAUUUCACUAAAGUAUGAAAUUCAACUGACUUUUAGAUCAGAUUUGAUUAGAAAACAAAUAUUAAUAUUAAUAGAAGUGAAAUUAGUUUAACAACACAUCAAACGAGCGUCUCUGCAGCUCUAUGCAGCUGUUGGAUGUUUACAGCUUGUUUCUACGGUGUCCCAAGAGGCCAAAAUAUCAGUCAGUGCAGCUUUAAACAAGGUUGCCUUUAUUUUUUUUUUUAAAGUCGUUAAGCAAGUGAAGCAAACGACCAACAGUCCUGAACCCAGAACUGUUUAAUUCACUGUAACAUACAGACGAGGAAAAGCAGAAAAAUCUCACAUCUGAGACCCGGGAACCAUCAGAUGAACAACGAGCCUAAACAUCACGUAACUUUUACCACAGAAGUGUCAGACCAGGAAAAAGCUCAUGUGGAUCUUUUUUUUUUGUGACAUUUGAGCUGCUGUAUAUUAGCGCACACAUUGAAAAUAUAAAGGACCGAGACCAGAUCCCUGAGGAACCCCACAGGUUAUUACUGACAGUACUUAACGCUCAGGUAAGGUGUGGAGUUUACUGCUUAUCCUUUCGGCCCCUUGUGGACAACAGUUAAUACAAAGUUAAGUAUAUUUGAUUUGUAUAAAAUGAGCUAAAACAUGUAAAAACACAGUUAUGGUCCUGAAGAUACUUUUAGUUGAUGAAGAGAUCCUGCUGGCAGGUUGAGCUGAGCUUCAGGUCAGUCUGAGCUUCUUUAAAUAAACUUCACAGAAAGGUUUAGUUCAGCUACACAUCCUGAUGUUUCCUUUUCAUGCCAGUGUAUAUAUGUAUGAUAUACCUUUUUUGUAUUAUAUGGGCUAAUUAAUAAUAUACAGAACGAUGUCAAAUGUGACUUUGUAUUUAUUAUCUUUCCUGCAGCCUGUUAACUCUUCUUCUGUCACUGUUAUCUUUCCUUAUUUCUGACUUCUUCCCUCCAAAAAACAGCACUAAACACCUUCCAGUAGCGUGUGACUCUUUCUGAUCAUACUGGUGAUUCUGGUGAUGAAGUUAAUUUGAUUUUUAUGUUGUUGAAUAUCUGAAUAUUUAUUGUCCGUUUAUGAUCUCAGCACAUGUUCUCUGAUUCUGGAAAUGGAGAGUAGAUGUAAUUAGUUGAUUCCUGUGAUUUACAGUAGUGUAUAAUUAAGGUUUACUCUGCUGCCAGUGUUGUUGUCAGUCAAUAAAAGUUAAAGUGUUA